This is a messenger RNA of Suillus discolor, 1329 nucleotides long. RefSeq lists its product as uncharacterized. The transcript is spliced from 2 exons. The annotation marks the transcript as partial. NCBI's taxonomy places the organism in Eukaryota, Fungi, Basidiomycota, Agaricomycetes, Boletales, Suillaceae. The record is from RefSeq and is a predicted model, not a curated record.
GUGAAGGUCAACCACACAGCUGUGGCCCUUUCCUACCCUAUAAAGUGGAACUGUACUCACCACCGAAAAUCAACAUAUCCACUCAGCCUGUCUACCAACUUAUCCCUUCAUCUGUUAGCCGUGGCAACUACUGACGUUGAACUCAUGUCGCAAAUGAACCAAUUCUAUCAAUCUGAAGCGUCUUCGCUCGGAGGAUACAAGAAUCCAAACGCAGCUCUCUCCCGGCAGUCGAGCGCUGGAACGCCCGAUCGAUCCUUGAACAAUUCCCCCUGCAGCAGCAAUACGACAUUGGUCGAUGACGAAGCACAAGCUCGCGGACUCAAGUAUGGCAAACUUCAUCAGGCACAGGUUCAAGAAACCGUGCCAAGCGUCCAAUCCAUAAAUUCUGACCUCAACGCGAACGCCGCGGCAUUUAUUCCAAACCGCUUUGUAGAGUAUGGCUACUUUCCUCCACCUGCUCACACACCAGCAGCAUGGGUGCGUAUACUUGACACUGGCAUGCUGGCACCCAAUAUUGCUUUACCGACUGUCCUGGCGCAAUCGGGUCCAUGGUCAUUCGAUACAGUACGCGAUCUCGCCCAACUUUUCUGCUGGGAAAUUUUGGCCAAAGCGAAUAUAAUAGAUUUUGGACCGGAGGCGGCGUUCUUUGCGCGAGAAGUGCGUGAUGCAUUGAAGCUCCAUCACUCCGAGUGGGUCUCCACCUGCUUCGUGGUCCAUUUGCAAACCGCUGUCUUGGAACACUUCAAAUCAUUCUGGUGUUCUCUUAACAAUCCGUAUGUUAUUUCUCCGCAGCAAAAACUCGAAAUGAGACGGUGGAAUGUCGCAUUGGAUUUUUCUCGCUUCUUGGCAGACUUGUUCGCAUUUGGCCUCAUCCAACUACCGAUAAUGCACGAUUGUCUGGGGAUUCUGCUGCACGAAAUGGUUAGCGUGGAACACGUACGCGUCGUCCAAUCUAUGAUUAAACGUGCCGGACCGAAGUUAUGGCAAACAGCCGAUGCUCAUGAACGCCGCCAGGAAUUCACCCGUCGUUUCAUGGAGCGCACCGCAUUGGUUCCGGAUAAUGCAAGCCUGAUUGGACGAGAAGACAGUGUCCGUAGGGUGAUAACUGUGUGUGCAAUAUUGCUGGAUAGCUUUUAUAGAAUUAAAACUUAUCAUUGAUCAUUGCACAGGCUGAUAAUAUCAUCUCGCUGAUCGGUGAUUGGCAAGUGCAGCGGCCAGAGUACCCUCCGCUUGCGGUGAAAUCUGUUUGGGGAUCAUCUGGCCUUAUUCUAUAGUCUAUGCACAUGAUAGCUGAGUGUCUUGAAAUCAAAACAUAUGCUGUAUGAAUAA